AUGCAGCAAUUGGAUGUACAAGCACAGAUUUUUCGAGAACUUGCACUGAUCACUGGGCUAGAUUGUGUAUCUGAUGAAAAUGAUUUUGUUUAUGAUAACUCAAAACCGAAUAGGCUUAUGGUUGAGUAUUUUGGUAGAAAUCAGGAGAACCAAUUGCCAGUUAAAAGACACGAGCUUAUUGAGUGUUUCAACAAGACUGUCUGGGAUGAUAAAGGGGAUGACGCAGUCAAGAUGGCAAUAUUGUAUUUCAUAAAUACGUGGGUACAUUGUGGUGAGCCGAACUCAACAAACAUACCAAGGAUCCAUUUUGAUGUUGUAGAGGACGGGAGAUAUAAUGAGUAUCCUUGGGGUAAAGAUUCGUUUAGAGAGUUGGUUGUAAGCAUCGGGCAGAAAUAUGCUGGUUUUAAGAAAUAUUAUAGGAUUCAUGGUUUGCCGCUUGCUAUGCAAGUAUGGUUGUAUGAAUGUUGCUCAAAAGUCCCGUCCACCAUUGCAGUUAAGACGGGGAAUUUAAUUCCUAGAAUUUUGAACUGGCGGACUACGGAAGGAAAACCAGAAUUCAAGAGAUUGAUGGAUGGCAUGUUCAGAGACGAUAAAAAUCCGUCCUGUAGAUUUGAGGAAGUUGUGCCAACACCCCAUGAGUUGGAAACUCUUAAAUUGCCUCCUGUUGCACAUGACAUACCAGACGUCAAACAUGGAGUUGAUGGUGUACAUGGUACUGAUUUGGUAGACGAUGAUUACGAUGAUUUUAGUACCACACCACCGCAUCUGUCCAGUGGCAAACAACAACAAAGGAGUCCCAAUUCUGAUUCCCCGCGAGGCAAGAAACGGACGCAGUUUCCAGUUUAUGUUCCUCCUUCCAGGAAACAACCAUCACGGAAGGAAUCUGGGAUAAAAGGGACAAGGAAACCAGAUGCACCUACAGCACCCCGAACAGAUGAGUUUAAACUGAUAAGGGAAGAGAUUCAGAUUUUCAAGAAAGAAGUCGGCGACACAAUGUUAAAAGCUGACUUACAUAGUGAUGGUGGGAUUUCUCAAGGCAAUCAAAGUGGCGGUGCAGUAAAACUUUCAACCAAAGAGAAUCAAGGUGGUGGUGCCACUUCCGCGCAGAGGAGUCAUCCAGUGGAAUCUCAGCAAAUCGGCGAUAUGGAGAAUGCUAAUGCUGAAUUUACCGCAUCAGAGGAAAUGGUAGCGGACUUGCUAAUCAACUGCCCUUUAGCAUGUGUUAUUCCUCUCGGUCCUCCUCCAGUACCACGCGAUGAUCAAACCGAUUUAUACCAAUCCAACUUGGAGUACAACCAACAACCGGACAAAGUUCAACUAAUGAAACUGAACAGCAAGUUGGAGUACAACCGAUAG
Messenger RNA from Lycium barbarum (goji berry), 1356 nucleotides. RefSeq lists its product as uncharacterized. Lineage: Eukaryota; Viridiplantae; Streptophyta; Magnoliopsida; Solanales; Solanaceae. Bases 1 to 1356 code for a protein of 451 amino acids. The record is from RefSeq and is a predicted model, not a curated record. The transcript is spliced from 6 exons.